This is a messenger RNA of Plectropomus leopardus (leopard coralgrouper), 6125 nucleotides long. Its product is annotated as rho GTPase-activating protein 6-like. Gene Ontology annotation, biological process: signal transduction. Lineage: Eukaryota; Metazoa; Chordata; Actinopteri; Perciformes; Serranidae. The record is from RefSeq and is a predicted model, not a curated record.
UCGUCACCAGCUUCUACUCGGACCUUCAUUUUUGAGAGUAAUCGCUAAACUCGUGUUUUAUAGGCGUAUGGGAGCUUUAGAGUAAACGCACUAAUGUGAGAUCCAACAUUUGGAGACAUGUCUGCCGCUCAAGGACUCCUCAAUAGCGUCUUCUCCUGCUCCUCUCCUGCCUCCAAAGCCAUAACCAAACGGAGGCUACGCCAAACCCGGAGUCUGGACCCCGCUAUCAUAAGACACUGUGGCAGCGGGACGGAGGGAGUCAGCAGCGGCACGCCGUUUUCGGGAGCUGCGGACGCAGGUGCGUCUCCGGAGCGCUUGGCUGUGAAACCGACUUUACGCACCAAGAUCCCGACGCUAAAGGAGCCCAUAAGCCCGUCUCUCUCCUCUCCCUCCAUACCGCUGGAUGUUUCUCCAUCCUCCAACUUUCACUUUGACUAUGACAUAGAGAAGCGUGCCAAAAGGAAUACCGCCGGGGAUUUACCGUUUCUGGUGAGGGGAGCCGGUGCAGCGCCGUCCGGGAGCACCGGCACGCUCUUCUCCCCACGGAGGUGGCUGCAGAAGAAAGUGCAGCCGUCCAGCACUCGGGCUUACGUUGUGUGGAAAUCAGAGGGUGAUUUCACCUGGAGCAGCCUGUCAGGACGGAGUGUGCGUCUGACGCCGGUUGACAUCCAGAGCCUGUCGGAGCUGGAGAGGGCCAGGCUGCAGGAAGUAGCCUACACCCGUUUACACCAGGACUAUGAUCUGGGAUGUCAGAUAACUAUGCCAAAAGAUGGGCAAAAGAGGAAAAAGUCCCUGAGGAGGAAGUUGGAUUCGCUAGCAAAAGAGAAGAGUAAAGACAAAGAAUGCAUACCCCAGGCAUUCAGUAUAGCACUCUGCCAAGUCAUUGCUAAUGACAGAACGCAUAGGCAGCGCCAAGACAGCUAUCGUCAGGACCCUCCGCAGCGCGAGGAACAUAAGGACUCCUCCGACCUCGUCUCGUCCAUUUUACAGUUUGCCACCAAGCGACCGUCCAAUAAGGAGUUAUCCAGCAGUAACUCCUCUUUAAGUUCUACAUCUGAGACAGCCAAUGAGUCAACGUCACCCAAUACACCUGAGGCUGCACCCCGAGCACGCAGGAGGGGAGGCAUGUCAGUGGACUCCAUCACAGACCUUGAUGACAACCAGUCCCGCCUGCUUGAGGCCCUGCAGCUCUCUCUGCCAGCUGAGACCCCUAGUAAAAAGGAGAAGCACCGGGACAAGAGGCUGAGCCUCAAUCCCAUCUACCGUCAGGUGCCCCGGGUGGUCGACAGCUGCUGUCAGCACAUCGAGAAAUAUGGUUUGCAGACCGUGGGUAUCUUUAGAGUGGGAAGCUCCAAGAAGAGAGUCAGACAGCUACGAGAGGAGUUUGAUCGUGGCAUUGACGUCCAGCUGGAUGAGGAGCACAGUGUUCACGAUGUUGCUGCGCUGCUGAAGGAGUUCCUCAGGGACAUGCCUGAUCCUCUUCUAACCAAGGAGCUCUACACAGCCUUCAUCAACACCACAUUGCUGGAUCCAGAUGAGCAGCAGACUGUUACUCAGCUUAUGGUCUACCUGCUCCCAGCAUGCAACAGUGAUACUCUACACCGCCUACUGGAGUUCCUCUCUACUGUGACUAACCACGCCCAUGACCGACAGGACAAAGAUGGACAGGAGAUCACAGGUAACAAGAUGACGUCUCUGAACCUGGCCACCAUCUUUGGCCCCAACUUGCUCCACAAGCAGAAGAGCUCGGACAAGGAGUUCAGCGUGCAGAGCUCGGCCCGGGCUGAGGAGAGCACCGCUGUCAUUGCCGUGCUGCAGAGGAUGAUCGCCAGCUACCAAACCCUCUUCAUGGUUCCUCCUGAUCUGCAAAAUGAGGUUUUGAUGAAUUUGCUAGAGACAGAUCCAGAUGUGGUGGACUACCUUCUGAGAAGAAAAGCAUCCCAGAGUCCUGACCUGUUGCAACCAGAGGAGCCCUUCACCUUGAGUGAACGCCAUUCCUCCAGUGACUCUAACAAGGUGUCCAGUGGUGAGGUGUCACCUUACGACAACAACUCCCCGAUCCUGAGUGAGCGGAGAGGGGAACCGGGAAGCCCGGGCAGCGAGCCGCUCUUUCGUGUCCCAGAACAGUACACUUUGGUGGGUCAGGUGGCCGGCUGGAGCAGAGAGCCUGGGAAUGACACCUGGGGUACCAAAGACGCCAUAUCAGAGGAGCAUGCUAACAUUUGGGGGACGUGGCACUCUACGCUGAAACCAGCACUCAAGGACCAAACAUACACAGGUUCCCAUGGCAACAUGUCAGAGGGAAGCUCCCGCAGCUCACAGGAAGGUCUCGACGGACUCCACAGCGAUGGCAGGCAGCAGGCAACGCUGCAUCGGACUCAGACAGCGCCUGGCAUCGCUGAGUGUAGACCCCACCCUCCGAUCACCAGAGUGUGUACAAGCCCUCAUGUGGAGACAGGACAGUCACGCCUGCAGCUCAACGCCAACCCUACGUCACACCUCAACAGCAUGCAUCGAGCAAGCGGGCAUGGACUUAACCCGACUUCCAGACCUCAAGGCGGGGCAAACACUGGUGAUAGUGGCCCUGCUGUGCUUAAUGACAGCCGCUUUCCUCCCCCUUAUAAUGCCCACCAUCGACUGGCUAGUUUGCAAAGUUCACAUCAGCUCGCAGAGGCUCAGCGGCCCCCUCUACAGCAAGCAAGACUGAAUGCAGCGCAGAGUAACUCUGCUUCAACAGCCGAGAACCAAAUGGGGCCGCAUAGCCCAGAGUGGCAGGACUGGCAAAGGGACAGGUGGCAGAUCUGGCAGCUGCUGUCCUCGGACAAUGCCGACGCACUGCCUGAAACGCUGGUGUGAUGUCAGACCAUGAACUCCAGCUUAAUCUCUGCAGAGAUUUUGCUCAAACGAUCAAUGACAAUCACUGCCUAUCCCUAUCUUCAUUUUGUGUUUUCUCUCAGUCAGCCUUCUAUCCAUUUCUCUCUGAAUUUAAACCCAUUCAUUAACCUUCUGUGCUUCUCCUGCAUCUUAGCGCCGUGGCGUUGUUUACGUGUGCAGCUGCUGCCUUAUACAGACUUUUACAUCCAGGAGCCACUAGUAUUUCUUGUACAGAAUGGAUGUUCAAAAGUUGCUUCUGUUCCUUGCCCAUAAUACUUUGUCCAUGAGUUGGGAGCAUUAAAAAAAGUCCACCAGAAAUACCUCAAAAAACUAUCCAUUCACAACUCCGAAUGUCACCAUGACCACAUUUUCAGUCAGUUCAUUCUUCAUAUCUCAAAGGAAAUCAAUCGGAAAACACUGGUUUCCUUUCGUUAGUUAUUUUUUCAUUUUAUCAUCGUAAAAUGUUUUGAAACUUUUUCACCAUACAGACACUAAGAUGUACCCAUUAGUAAGUGCUGCUAAAUGUAGAUUUUUUGAGUGCAUAGUGGUAAUGUUGUUCAACCACGCAAAUGUUAAAUUACUUUUUCAACAUUACAUUGUUUGAUGUAUAUAUACAAACAUAAAAACAAUAUAUAUGUAAAAAUUGACAUGUAAAGUAUAUAAUUUGCCAAUCUACUAAAAGUAAGUAAGCCCUUUAACUGGCAGUCCAAAUGUUGGUGUUUGUCAGACUGCUGUUUCUGUCUUUAAUAUUGAAUGUAGAAUACUUCACUUAUGGCAAAAAUGCUUAGACCUAAUUAUAAGGCUGUAACUUUGCUUAAAUGUGCUCUUGCCACCUGCUGUAUGGCAGGAACAAUGUGCCAAAGUCUCUUUUUUUUACUUCAGGAUAUUUAAAGUACAGUUGUGUGAUUUUAUCCCAUUGUUCAUUUAAAAAAAAAAAAAAAAAAGACUUGACAGCUCGUGACCUAAGUAGGUGUUUGUGAGGAAUUUCAGCAUAGAAGUAGAAGAGUAAAGACGCACAUUUUUAGACACUAGCAUGAUGUCAUCAUCAGGAUGGUGUAAGGGUCAUAUGUCCAAUUAUGCAUCAUAGAUCAUGAUGCUAAAAGGAUAUAAAAAGAAGAAGUCUUAGGAGCCCAUAAAAUAAAUAUCCAAGGGUCUGACUUUGGUUAUUGUAAAAUGGUAAAUGUCAUUUUUUCAUGGUGCAUUGCAGUGAUGUAUUUUUUUCUGAUCUUACCAGACUGUUAUAGCUGUUCUAUCGUAUCCACAUUACUCAUAAUUACCAGAAAUCUAAUUGUGUAGAUAUUUUAUGAAGGCACCGAACGUCAGGGCUGGGUAUUGCUACAUGAUACAUUUAAGGUAUUGACCAUAAUAACCCAAAGCUAAGUACUAUCAAAUCAUUAUCAGUCCAAAGAUACCUGCAUUGAUCCUUCCUGCACCGGCAACCUCUGAAUCUUUUGGCAAACAGUCACUCAACAUCUACCUGGCUGUUACAAGCUAACACAGCAGAAAAGCCCCUAAAAAUGUUGUAACUUUGGCUAUACCAGACACCGCUCCACCAGCAUUAUGGGUAUCGAAUGAGAUACUAUAUUGGUAUCAUUUUAUGGGUACUGGUAUUGGUGCUGGAAUUGAAAUCUUACUAAAAACACCCAGCCCUGAACAAUAGUCAACCCUACAAAAUUGUUGCAAUAUUGAAAGAGGUAUCUGAUUGAAGAUAUUAUUGAUUUUCUCCAUAUUUCUGCAAUAUAACAGAAAUCAUGUACAAAUUGUAAUUUGAUUCAUAAAAUGUUUUCUCACUUUGGAAAUAUUCUAUAUGGCAGAUUAUGUCAAUUUGGUCUGUAAAGAUGGUUAAACAUUGAGAACUAUUUGGAUGUAUGCUUUGACCUAAAGCUGGUUUCAUAAGAACAAGAUUUGAAUGAACUACAGCCUGGAAAUUAAUUUACCAUGUUUAAAGUUCACUGUAAAUACUGGUAUGAAUUGCUAAAAGUAUGCGUUUUGCCAAGCAAAAAAAAAAAAAAAGCAACUAUGAUUAUGAUGUUGUGUGCUGAUAUCAACUGUAAUUCAUGCAUAAGACUGAUCCAUUUUAUUACACCUCUAAUGCUAGACUGAAUACUGAGCGUAUACUCACUACCUGUCUAAGAGGCUUGAGGCAUUUUUUCUAGGAACCAUUGAAAUUCACAAAGAUUUAAUGAGACUACAGUGGUCCAAAUAAGGUGCUAGGAAAAAAAAAAGUUUGCUGAUAUAUUUCCUAAUAUCAAUUCCAGUAUUGUUUCUAAUUCUGAUGGGGAAAUACAACCACAACCAACAUGUCCAAGUCCUCUCAAAUAUCAGAGUCAAGUGGGUAUUUGCUGGCAAAUAUUUCACAUUUUCUCAAAUUAUGGUGUGAUAAUUGAAGCCACGUCAGCAUUAAAUCUAAAGACUCACAAUGAAUACUUUUUCUUUGGUUUCCAUAGAAGUGGGCUUUGCAAAGUCACUGGAAGAGAGCUUCACAAGUGCAAGAAGUGGAGGGAUUGUGGUAGGCUUAUGGCGCCAUCUAAUGUCAGACCAUGUGCACAUGCAUGUUGCUGCUUCCCACAGUUCACCGUUUCCAUGGGCUGCAUCUGUGCUCAGUUAGGAAAAAAUUAGCUUGUGAUUCUAAGCACCUUUUUUGUGAAAAUGUGUUAACCUGUGUGAGGGAAUAAAUGUGCCAUAGGUCUUGCUCUUUAAAGUUGUUUCUCCAUGCAUUGCUCAAGAUUCAUUUUUUGUGAAAAUUUUGUAUUACUUUGUUUUCUGUUGAGUGUUGUAAUAUAUUAAAACAAUAUAACAUUUUUUAUUCAAGAAGAGAAAAAAGAAAAAAGAUGGAUAGAAUAAUCCGGUCCUAGUUUUGUCUCCCCAAACCAAGGCCACGUUUGUCUUGUUGACUUCACUAUGGAACCAAGAGAAACAUAGUGUUAUGGUGUUUAUUGUCGGUAUUUUUGGUGGGGUAUACUGGGUCCAAGUUGUAAUGGAAUGUCUGGUAAUUGCUUUUGUACUGUGUGUUAUCAAUAUGCUACCAUGGAAUUAAAUAUGAUAAAGUUUACACCUGCCGUAGAAGUCAAUGCUUUGGGAAAAUUAUUGACCCUCUAUGAAAAGAGAGAGGGGAAAAAGAAAAUGCUGUGUCACAGUCAAAGGCUCUAUAAAAAAAUUUAACCGCAAAGGGCCUAAAACCUGCAUUAUUUCUGAGGACAAACGGGGUGGCUCUACUGGUUGCAAAAUAAGACUGAUUGUACAGAAUAAAA